UCAGCGACACACCUUUGGGGAAGCACUGCGUAGCGAGUGCCUCUGGGCAGCAGGAGCAGAGCCGCUGUCUCUCCCUAGCGCCUCACCAUGUGGUUUGUCAGGAGAAGGCUUCCUAAAGUUCCCAGGGUCCUGUCUUGGCUCCUUGUUUUAACACUCUUUCUCCUCUCCGUUGCUAAUUCUGGCUUCUUGUUUGACUUGUCGAAGAGAAUGAUUUUCAGGCAAUUCAACUAUUUGCAACCUGCCACAAAUGUUCUACAAGCGGACACCCGCGAGCAAAAGGUUUCAGAGUAUUCUGCUGAUGGAAACUUGACAUUUUUAAAGGUGACCUUGGGAAAAGAUGCCACGAGACUUGGACAAGAUAUGGCUAAGAGCACACAAGACUGGGAAGUAGAAGAGCAGAAGACAGUGAAACUAGUCCCUGAGGAGGCAGAGGGAGCCAAGAAAGAGAUGACUGCAAAACCAGCCCCUAGGGUUGAGGAAACCAAGGAGAAGACGACAGUGAGGCCAGCCCCUGAGGCGGAGGGGGCCAAGGAGAAGAGGACGGUGAGGCCAGCCCCUGAGGCGGAGGGGGUCAAGGAGAAGAUGACAGCGAGGCCAAGCCCUGGGGUGGAAGGGGCCAAGGAGAAGACAAGGGUGAGGCCAAGCCCUGGGGCGGAAGGGGCCAAGGAGAAGACAAGGGUGAGGCCAAGCCCUGGGGCGGAGGAGGCCAGGGAGAAGACAAGGGUGAGGCCAAGCCCUGGGGCGGAGGGAGCUCAUGAAAGCAGCAUACCCAGAGGAAAAACGAAGCCAAAGGAGCCUCUUACAUCAGCAAAAACCGAUGGUGUAAGACCUGUGACUCAGGCUGCUGCAGUGACAGAAAAGAAAAAACUGAAGGCUGCUGAUUUCAAAUCUGAGCCACGGUGGGAUUUCGAGGACCAGUACGUUCUGGACAGCUCAUCUCCACCAUCGACCUGCUCUGACUCAGUGAAGGCCAAAGCUGCCAAGUCUGACUGGCUGCGAGAUCUUUUCCUGCCCAACAUCACAAUCUUCACAGACAGGAGAUACUUCAAUGAUAGUGAGUGGGACCGCCUGGAGCAUUUUGCACCUCCAUAUGGCUUCAUGGAGCUGAAUUACUCAUUGGUGAAGGAGGUCAUGUCCUUGCUGCCUCCAAACCCCCAUCAGCAGCUCCUGCUGGCCAACAGCAGCAGCAACAUGCCAAGAUGCAUCAGCUGUGCCGUGGUGGGGAAUGGGGGAAUACUGAAUAACUCUGGGAUGGGCCAGGAGAUUGACUCCCACGACUAUGUGUUCCGGGUGAGCGGAGCAGUAAUCAAAGGUUACGAAAAAGAUGUCGGAACAAAAACCUCCUUUUAUGGAUUCACAGCCUACUCCCUGGUGUCCUCUCUCCUGAUCUUGAGUCAUAGGGGGUUCAGCAAGAUUCCAAGGGGAAAACAUAUCAGAUACAUUCACUUCCUGGAGGGCGCUAGAGAUUAUGAGUGGCUGAAGGCUCUUCUGUUGAACGGAGAAACCAGGAAAGGAUUCUUGAAUCAAUACGGGCAAAGGCCCCGAGACAGAUUUGAUGAAGAUUUCAAGCUGGACAAAUAUCUGGUAGUUCACCCUGAUUUUCUCAGAUAUAUGAAAAACAGGUUUUUAAAAUCCAAAACUCUGGAUAAGCCCUACUGGCGGCUGUACAGACCCACGACAGGGGCCUUCUUGCUGCUGACUGCCCUCCAUCUCUGUGACUGGGUGAGUGCCUAUGGCUACAUCACAGAGGGUCACCAGAAGUACUCAGAUCACUAUUAUGACAAGGAGUGGAAACGUCUGGUCUUCUACAGUAACCACGACUUCAACCUGGAGAAGCAGGUGUGGAAAAAGCUCCAUGAUGAGAAUGUCAUGAAACUCUACCAGAGAUCCUGACUGUGUAGCAAGCGCCAUUGCUUGGAGUAUCUCAACAACACCUCAUGGGGAAAGGAGGAGUACUUCUAGAGCCAGGGUUAGCUCUGGACUUCCGGGCACAGUUCCAUCCCUACAAAGAUAUUUCCCUUUUUCGGACGUUUCCACAAACGUGCAUGUGCUACAGGUCAGGAGAGGAGCAGCCAGCAAAUGCAGCAGGGCAACAAAGGCAUCCCCAUCUGACUACACUGCAAGACCCGUUGCAGAUGGUUGUAGGCUCUGGUUUUGGGAAGAAGGAAUCAAGACUGGAUCUGAGUAGCAGCUGGUCCAGUGUCUUGUGUCUUCAUCCAGGUUUACCCUCUUUGCAAUGAGAUGCUCCUCUCCUCAGGCUGGGGCUAGCUUUUUGUUCUGGGUGAUUCCUCUCCCUUAGCGGUGCCCAUCUCGGAGUUGGGUGUCUCAUCUAAGCAGGCUCCCUCCGCAGGCAGUGGACAGAGAUGGAUGCACAGAUCCUCUGUCAGGUGGAUGACUUGGGUGAGGUGCUGCUCCGACUCUGCUGCCUUCUGAUAAAAAUGAUCUGGACGCUUGGCUUCCGGAUGACUGAUAGGAUGAAUCUCACUUCUGCUUCCCACCGUGGCCUACUCAUGACACUUGCGAAGGAGCACAAUGAUGGCUGGUGUCCAGUCUGCUGCCCUGAGCCCAGCUCACCAUCGAUAAAAGGGAAGGUGAAUGUUCUCUACGGUGCACGAGGCUUGUCAGACUUACUCAGUGCCUCUGGCUCUGUGGGCUCCCCUGGCUGCAGGACACGUUAGCACUGUGUUGCAGUCCUGGUGUGCCAAGUCAGUGCUUAGUUGGGCCUUGGCAUGCUUGGCUCCCACCUGUCCCAGGAGCACUUUGUUUGCCCUCUGGCCGGGGGAGAUACAAGCUCUCCAAGUCCAGGGAUGGAUACUAUCUGUCUUUGCUGCUGGUUGGAGUGCCUGUUCCCUAUGAUGCUGAGAGAGGCAGACCUGGUUGCAAGCCUGCAAUGUAUUGCCUUAUGAAGGAGGUUUUGUAAGCAAAAUAAAUGUCACUGCUUUGGCCAAACUGAUUUUCAUUGCAGCCCUGUGGGAUGUGGUUAUUUAGUUUGUGCCCAAAACAGUUGCUCAAAUGCUGCUGCAUAAGGGAAUGAAGCCAAGAAAGGGAGGGAGAAGAACAAGCAGGACCAGAGGUUAAUGAGUAUACCUCCAUCUGCUGAUGCUCUGCAGCUUGUGUGGAUACACCUGAGCGAUCUCCAGUUGUCCACCUUGCUAUGGCAGGGAUCAGAGCUGGCUGUAAACCUCUCUGAGAAAGUGAAUAAAUGC
Molecule: messenger RNA, 3206 nt
Organism: Struthio camelus australis
Lineage: Eukaryota; Metazoa; Chordata; Aves; Struthioniformes; Struthionidae
Gene: ST6GALNAC1
Product: ST6 N-acetylgalactosaminide alpha-2,6-sialyltransferase 1
Biological process (GO): oligosaccharide biosynthetic process
Molecular function (GO): alpha-N-acetylgalactosaminide alpha-2,6-sialyltransferase activity
Source: RefSeq, a predicted model, not a curated record